AUGUCAAAUAUAAUUGCUUUUGUUGUUUUUUUUCCAGAUGAAGCUAGUGGGGCAGCAACCGGCAAAAGUAUGCAUCAUUCCAAGCAGCAAACCCCUGCCUCCACAUCCACGUCUGUGAAUCAGCCUGAGGAACCACCACUGCCCCAACUUGAUACAGAAACCAGUACACAUGAGCUGCCCAGUGAAUCAUCAGUUCCUUACCUUAACCGUAAAAGUGAGUCACCCUUGCCAACACCAAAUCCUGAAAAAGGAAAAAAGCGAAUUGCUCAAGCUACAUUAUUAGAAAUGAAUAAACCAAAAAAACAAAAACUUUCAGAAAAUGAAAAGACAGCCAUAGGAAGGGCAAUUACUAGGUAUAUUGUAAAAGACAUGUUGCCAUUUAGUACUAUUGCUAGUGAACCUUUUCGUCAAUUACUUGCUUCUCUUAACCCACAGUUCAUUCCUCCUAACAAGGAAACUUUAUCAUCAAUAUAUAUACCAGCCUGGUAUGACGUGGAAGUGCAGAAAUUGACACAAGAGCUGUCUGGAGUAUCUUACAUAGGAAUAACGGCAGACCAUUGGACAUCACUCAAUGGAGAUCAUUACCUAACAGUGACGGCUCAAUUUGUGAAGAACUGGUCACUUUACUCAAAAGUGUUGCAAACUAAGGCAGUUUAUGAGUCACAAACAGGUGAGGCUAUUGAAAGUGAAAUAAAAGAUAUUCUUAUAAAGUUUGGAAUAGCAGACAAAGUAGUAGGUAUCACAGUAGACAAUGCAGCUAACAUGGCGGUUUGUGCCAGAAAACUCAAUAUCAUACACCUCCCAUGUUUUGCCCAUAGCAUGAACAUUUCUGCAAGUAAGCUCUACAAUGAAACAACGUUUACAAGAUGGCUUGCAAGAAUUAGGUCAAUAGUUUUAUGGUUCAAAAGAGUUCAUCUGGCUGGUGUAGUUUUGAAAGAAAAAUUACAAAAUUUAGAGUUACCUAACCAUAAUGUUGUUCUAGAUGUCAAAACCAGAUGGAACUCCAUGUACCUUAUGGUAGAGCGGUUUGCAGAGAUAUACCCUGGCUUAAGUUCUGCAUGUAGAGAUCCGAGACUGAAAACACGAGCAGAAAAAGAGAAAGUUGAAAAAAUAACAGAUGCAGAUCUACAAAAAGGAGAGGAAUUCAUACAGACAAUGAAAAUUCUUUACACUAGCACUAAAGCAAUCUCAACAGAUAAGCUUCCAACAGUCGGGCAAGUGUUUCCAACAUGGAAUAAACUGAAAGAGGGAUUUAAUAUCCAAGAGAGUGACAGCGAAUUCAAACAACUGAUCAAAAGAACAGUAUGGCGUGACAUGCAGAAACGCUAUCAGGAACCAACUGUUGCUGAUUUUCUUGAGGAGGCUGCUGCACUUGACCCAAGGUUUAAAAGUAAACUUCAGGGCAAUGAAGUAUGGGCGCGCUUGGAGUUAAAAGUUGCAGAUAUGAUACAGACAGCUACAAAGCCUACUGUUACAAUCAAGCAGGAGUGUGAUUUAGAUAGUGCAAGUGGUACAUCAGUUACAUCAGAAUCUCCUUGUGAUAAGCCUGUACAGUCUCAGUCAGAGUCACAAGUUGAACUUUGUCAAGAUGUCAAACCGGUCCUGAAAUGUAAAAAAACAGCAAUUGAAGAGUUAUUUACAGAUGAUGAGGAUGAUGUAACAGUUACCAGAGUUGAUGAUAUACCAACACCACAAAUGCUUGCACAUUCUCAGAUACAACAAUAUAGAAGUAUGCCUAAAAUCAAAGUAAAUGAAAAUCCAUUGGAUUUCUACAAAGCCCACUUAGACAAGUUUCCUAUUAUUGCAGACUUAGCUUGCAGAUAUUUCUGUAUAUCUGGAAGUAGUGUACCUUCAGAAAGAGUGUUUUCACUUGCAGGGAAUACUAUUAGUCAGGAACGUGUUCGAAUUGAUCCUGAUAAAGCUGAUAUGUUGAUCUUUUUGCACAAGAAUGCUGACUAGUUGAACAUUUAUAAUGAUGAAGAGAUUAUAGUUCCUGUAGUUAUAGUUCCUGUAGUUAAGGUUCUUUUUAAACAUUUCAUUCCCAAUAUUCUAUAUAAAAGGUAGCUGUUCAAUUAUCAGCUAAACUUUAUACUGUUUCAAAUCCAGUGAAAUCACUUGUUUGUCAAAGGUGUUUACAAGAUGUGUUAAACAGUUAUUUCUAGUCAAAAAUCAUUAACUAGUCAUAAUUAUCAUUUGUUAAUUAUCAGUUUUUACUUACUGUUUAUCCGUUAAUGUUGAAUUCUUUCUUGUACAUGUACGGUGUACCUAUUUGCUUUUAGUAGCUGUUAAAAUGUUGAUAUGUUUCUUGAAUAAAAUUUU
This is a messenger RNA of Ruditapes philippinarum (Manila clam), 2319 nucleotides long. RefSeq names its product E3 SUMO-protein ligase ZBED1-like. Bases 1 to 1959 code for a protein of 652 amino acids. Gene Ontology annotation, molecular function: protein dimerization activity. The transcript has 2 exons. NCBI's taxonomy places the organism in Eukaryota, Metazoa, Mollusca, Bivalvia, Venerida, Veneridae. The record is from RefSeq and is a predicted model, not a curated record.